Molecule: messenger RNA, 1206 nt
Organism: Aspergillus tanneri
Lineage: Eukaryota; Fungi; Ascomycota; Eurotiomycetes; Eurotiales; Aspergillaceae
Exons: 2
Coding region: 1-1206 (401 amino acids)
Biological process (GO): transmembrane transport
Molecular function (GO): transmembrane transporter activity
Source: RefSeq, a predicted model, not a curated record
AUGUUCCUCGUUUCCCUGGAUACGACUAUUAUCUCAACCGCUAUUCCUCAGAUCACGGACGAAUUCAAAUCUACGGCUGAUGUUGGCUGGUAUGGGGCUGCAUUUCUUCUGGGCAGUGCUGUAACUCAAGCACCAUGGGGGAAAUUGUACGGAUUUUUCAAUAUUAAAUGGACCUACCUCCUCAGCCUACUCACGUUCGAGUUAGGAUCUCUGCUUUGUGCUCUUUCCCACAACUCCCCAACACUUAUUAUCGGCAGGGCCAUCGCAGGAGUAGGCGGAUCAGGAAUUGGGUCGGGGAUCUAUACUAUUCUCGGGGUCUGCGUCCCUCCAAGGAGACGUCCCAUGCUGAUUGGCAUCACUGGUCUGGCAUUCCUACUCGCCAGCUUUGCCGGCCCCGUUAUUGGAGGAGAGUUUACUAGUAACGUAACUUGGAGAUGGUGCUUCUGGAUCAAUUUACCUAUUGGUGGAGCUACAUUUGCCGUCAUCCUCUUCUUGUUUCGGUCACCCUCUCCACCUGCGAAUAUGAAAACGUCAGGAAAAGAGAUAAUCUUCCAGCUCGAUAUACUGGGAAUCAUUACAUUAACAGGUGCAUUACUCUGUUUCCUACUCGGUCUCGAAUGGGGAGUCGGCAAGUCCUGGCAUAACAAGGAUGUGAUUGGGUGUCUGAUUGGAUUUCCAAUUCUUGCGGGGCUAUUCAUUACGAAUGAGCUCUUCUGGGAUGAUCGGGCGAUGAUUCCCCGAGCCGGGUUACUAUACACCCUGGAUCUUGUAACGCCGCCGAAACUCUGGAUUCCGUACCAGAUUUUGGCAGGGAUCGGGAUUGGAGCUUCACUCCAGGUACCGAUCAUUAUGAACAAGGCCACUGUGGAUGCGUCGGACAUGUCGACUAUGACAUCCAUGACUUUGUUCUUUAAGUGUCUGGGGGCUUCGAUCUUCAUGCAAACAGGGCAGACCAUAUUCCUCGACAAGGUCAAGCGAAACUUGGAAAUGGCAUCUGUUGCCAAUGCGAGCCCGAACCAGAUACUCACAGGAGGUCUUUUGAGUGGACAAGAUACCGAUUCAGAGUCAAGUACAGGAUUUCGCGCUGCUUACCUUGGGGGUCUGAAAGAUGUAUUUGUGCUGGUAGUAGCACUCUCGGGCCUUGCCACUUUCCUUGCACUACUUGUGGGUCGAUAUAAGAUGGAUAUAGCACGACUGCGGCUGUGA